GAUUCUGACACACUUAUUACUUAAACAUUGAUUCAUAAUGUGCUGAAAGGUUUUUGUAUUAACCGAAUUCGGGUAAAAAGAGACUGGGGUGAAAGUACAAUAUUUGGUUUAAAAACUAAUACAGUCUCUUUUGAAACUAAAAAUGUUUCUUUUUCACCAUUAUUAAAGGCUCAUCUAGUUGUAAAAACUUUCGACUUCAUUAAAAUUCAUACACAAUUAACCGCAUUAGAUAUAUUUAUUUCAUCUAAUAAUCCAAUUAAUGUCACAAAAAUGUAUUUAACUAAAAGAGAAGCCAAAAUCAGGCAGUCACGAACUUUUACUACAAUGAAACACUUUUAUUUGUGUUUAAUUCCCAUUUUAUUUGGUUUACUGCUUUAUUGUUGGUCGCGUAGAAAACUUUACAAGUUCUCAACUCAAGUCCAAGGCCCUCCUACACUCCCUAUACUCGGCAAUGGUUUAAAAUUCUUAUGCAAAAAAGAAGACAUUUUAAACGUUUUUAUCGAGUCUUUAAACCCUUACCCCUCACCAACAAGGAUGUGGUUUGGUCCAAGAUUAGUACUUUUUGUCAAAGACCCAAACCAGUUGCAGAGUAUAUUACAAUCGCCUAAAAUGACCACAAAAGCUUUUUUUUACAAGUUCCUGGAGCCGUUUCUUGGACAAGGUUUAUUUACAGCAUCAGGGCCUAAAUACAAAAUUGAUAAAAAAAAUCUACAACCACUUUUUUCGCAAAAAAUGAUAACGGCGUAUUGUCAAGUGUUCCAAAAACAUGCGAAUAAGCUUGUUGCGGGGAUGAGGAUGCAUGUGGAUGGGCCCGAAUUUGAUGUUUUAUGCCAUCUAAAUUUUACUGCUUUCGAAUCAUCAAUGGAUUUGUUAUUAGAAGACAAAAAUAAACACUCGAUUGAUUACAAAGAUGUUCCACAAUACGUUCAAAGGUUUUACCACAUAUUUUUUAGUCGAAUUACAAAGUUUUGGCUCCAUUUUGAUUUCAUCUUCAAGCGAACUUCCUACUACAAGGAGCAAAGUAAAAUGAAGGAAAUGGCWAACACAAUGAUUGCAGAAAUAAUGCACACAACGGUCCCCCAAGUCAUCCAAAAACUGAUCGAAGGUGGCAAUUUUUCUAAGAAAAACACCUCAAUGUUGGAAAAAUUGGCUGAAUUAGUGGUCGAAAACCCGAGAGAUUUGAGUAUUGAGGAUUGUAUUGACCACUUAAUGACUUUUAUGGCCACAAGUCAAGAUUCGCAAAGCUCAGCCGUUGCRUUCACUUGUAUGAUGUUAGGCGCCUAUCCCCACAUCCAAGAUAAAGUCGUAAAAGAAUURAACGAAGUAAUCAAUGAUAAAGCGAGUGUCAAUUUGGAUGAUUUAUCAAAACUGGGAUAUCUGGAUAUGUGUCUCAAAGAAUCGAUGAGGUUAUUCCCAAUUGCUCCUUUUAUUUUUCGAGACACGACUGAGGAAUUUCAGUUGGGAAAUCUCUCAAUUCCGGAAAAUGUGACUCUAACCUUGUCGAUUUUUCACGCGCAUCGGGACCCCAAUUUUUGGGAAAAACCGGACGAGUUUUACCCGGAGCAUUUCGCACCGGAAGUUGUGGCAAAACGCCAUCCUUUUGCUUUUCUUCCGUUUAGUGCAGGACCUCGUAGAUGCAUAGCCCAACAUUAUUCCUACACUUACAUGAAAAUUUUACUUGCUACAAUACUUCUCAAUUACGAAAUCGAGUGCCGAUUUAAAGCCCAAGAUAUUAAAUUAAUUGCAGAUAUUUCAAUCAGACCGCAACAAGGAUACAUGAUUAAGUUAAAAAACAGGACAAACUGAAAUUUAUUUACAAAGUUAACAGUUUCUUAUAUUUAAUAUUAGGAGAUUCUUUUACGCAGUUAUUUAUGURUAGAGAACGGACUUUUGUAAUGUUGAGAUCUUCAAUAAAUUAUAUUUUUAAUUUA
Messenger RNA from Tribolium madens (black flour beetle), 1931 nucleotides. Its product is annotated as cytochrome P450 4g15-like. The transcript has 10 exons. Bases 271 to 1806 code for a protein of 511 amino acids. Gene Ontology annotation, molecular function: monooxygenase activity; iron ion binding; heme binding. The record is from RefSeq and is a predicted model, not a curated record. NCBI's taxonomy places the organism in Eukaryota, Metazoa, Arthropoda, Insecta, Coleoptera, Tenebrionidae.